This is a messenger RNA of Lotus japonicus, 1018 nucleotides long. Its product is annotated as nudix hydrolase 16, mitochondrial-like. The transcript has 4 exons. The record is from RefSeq and is a predicted model, not a curated record. The coding region runs from base 277 to 822 and encodes 181 amino acids. Gene Ontology annotation, cellular component: nucleus; cytoplasm. Gene Ontology annotation, molecular function: pyrophosphatase activity. Lineage: Eukaryota; Viridiplantae; Streptophyta; Magnoliopsida; Fabales; Fabaceae.
UAUUUUUAAUUUCGAUUUAUUUUUAUUUAUCAUCUUUCUCUUUCUCUCUCUGAAACGCUUUGCAGUUGAACCCUAGAAUUUAGAAACGACGACAAUGGUGGUGUUGGUUGGCUGAUGCUGCGCGGCGCCGGUCGUUGACGACGGUGGCAGGGUGCGGCGGCGAGCAUUGUCUUCUUCCAAUGGCGAAAGAGGGUUGUUUCGUUUUGUGAUAAGAAGAGAGAGAAAGAAGAGAGAGAAACAGAGAGAGAGAGAGAGAGAGAGAGGAAUUGGUGUGUGAUGGCUGAAUUGGUGGCCCGAACGGGUCGGCAUCAGCAACGAUAUGAAAAUGGGUAUCGCCUUAUUGCUGGGUGUGUUCCAUUCAGGUAUAAAGAUGGAGAUGACUGUGGCGACUCUUGCUCAGAAAAGAUUGUUGAAGUGCUUAUGAUUAAUUCAUCUAGUGGACCAGGUCUUUUGUUUCCAAAGGGAGGCUGGGAGAAUGAUGAAACUGUUGAGCAGGCUGCUGUAAGGGAAGCUAUUGAAGAAGCAGGAGUUCGAGGAGAUCUAAUGGAUUUUCUUGGAUACUAUGAAUUUAGGAGCAAGACCCUCCAAGAUGAGUUCAGUCCAGAAGGUUUAUGUAAAGCAGCAAUGUUUGCCUUGUUUGUCAAGGAAGAACUUGAGGCAUGGCCUGAGCAAAGUACAAGAAAUAGGAGUUGGCUGGCUGUACCAGAGGCACUUGGAAGCUGCCGGCAUGCGUGGAUGAGGGAUGCCCUACAAUGCUUCACUAAAUGGCAUGAGGGUUUGUUGAUGAGUGCAAGGGGGGAGGAUUUACCUAAUCAAGAGUGAUUUGCUGAAAUAGUGACUACUCAUUUAUACAUGGUACUUUAAUCUUCACAAAUUAAAAGAUUAAUGACAUUAAUGUAGGAAGGAUAUUUCUGAUCAGGUUUACAUAGUUAUCGUUUCAAUGGAUCGAUCUGACUUUUUAUUUCAGAGUAAACUCAUUAUAUUGAAUUAUACGUGUUCAUGUGCUUCAAUUUUUCUC